AUGUCGCUGCCAUAUGCGGGCGACGCCCAAGUUCCCGUCCAGCAGCAGCCUCAGCCGCCCGCUCGUCCACAACAGCCGAUGAAUUCAGACAACUUCCUGCCAGCAAAUCUGAAAAAGGAACAGGUUAAUGCCUGGCAUCAACGCUACCUACAGCUCAAGUCGCAGGGCGCGACCGAGGCGACGAGUCAAGAGCUUGCCCAGUUGUCCCGAGCCUUGAGAAUGGCUCAACUACACGCGCAACAGCAAGCUCAACAGCAGGCUCAACAUCAAGCGCAACAGCAAGCGCAGCAACAGCAGCCGACGCAGCAACAGAGGGCACAACAAGGUCAGGGCGAGCAGCAAGUCCCGGCCAGCAGUGUGAGCCAGGACAUGUCUUCGGUACCAAGUCAAACAGGCUCGGAUAUACUAGAUACACUGGGGUCACCCUUACCGAAAGACCAGAAGUUGACUUUAAGGAACCAGAUCGCUGCUUUCAAGUACGUGACGAGGAAUAUGCCGAUACCGUCCCAAGUGCAGCAGGCGCUCUUUGCGACGCAAGAGCCCGACUCCGUCCAGCAAUCGCCCGUUGCUGAGGCAAUGGCCGCUGCGAAAGAGACCCUGGCUGCCGCCGAUAAGGAAGAACCCGUGCCAGAGAUUAACAUUACUUCGCCAUGGACGUACUUCACGAAGCCGAUUACUUUCAAUGCACAUGCACAGAGAGAAAGUCGUGUUCUAGUACCUGCAAUUAUGCCAGUCGGUAUGGAUCUUGUAGCUUGGACCGCAGAGCGUGAGCAGGAGAUCCAGAACCGUAUUGCGCUUCGUAUUGCUGAGCUAGAACAGUUACCUAGUAACAUCACCGGUUUCGAAGGUGUGCGAGACCCAGAAGCGGAUGCGAUGAUGCCUGGCCCACCGAAAGACCCAAGCGCGCUGAAGACCAAAGCUCUGAUUGAGUUGAUGAAGUUGAGAUUGUUGCCGAAGCAACGCGCAUUGAGACAGAGUAUGGUCAGGUCAAUGGUUGAUUUGAAUACCCUUACAACCUCUGCCGACCGUGCUUCGUUCAGGAGGAUGAAAAAGAUGACUCUGGACGACUCUCGAUUGACCGAGCGCAUUGAAUCUGAGCAACGGUUGGACCGCGAGAAGCGUGAGAAGCAGAAGCAGCUUGACUACCUUCAGGGUAUCGUUGCGCACGGUCAAGAGAUCAUGCAGGCGCAGAGAUCCAAGGUCAGCAGGCAGCAGAAGCUGGGUAAGGCCGUCCUUGCGUUGCACAGUAAUAUCGAGAAGGAGGAACAAAGGCGACUGGAGAGAGUCGCGAAGGAACGUUUGCAGGCCUUGCGUGCUGACGAUGAAGAGGCAUAUCUCAAGCUUAUUGACCAGGCUAAGGAUACUCGUAUUACCCACUUGCUUCGUCAGACCAACACCUACCUAGACUCGUUGUCCGCGAAGGUCAAGGCUCAGCAGAUGGAGGCCGCUAGGAUGGAUCCAGGCCUGAUGGCCGAGGACUUCGAAGAUGACGAGGAGGAGGACGAGGAGGCUGCUGCAAGCAAGAAGCAGGAUUACUACGGCGUGGCACACAGAGUACGCGAGGAAGUCACCAAGCAGCCCAAUAUCUUGGUCGGUGGCCAUUUGAAGGACUACCAGAUUAAGGGUUUGCAGUGGAUGGUGUCUUUGUACAACAACCACUUGAACGGUAUCUUGGCGGACGAGAUGGGUCUUGGAAAGACCGUGCAGACCAUUGCGUUGAUUACGUACUUGAUUGAGGUCAAGAAGCAGAAUGGACCAUACCUGGUUUUGGUGCCUCUCUCUACGCUUACAAACUGGACGAACGAGUUCGAGCGUUGGGCACCAAGUGUUACGAAAGUCGUCUACAAGGGUGUUCCGCAGGCGCGUAAGGCUAUUUACGCAAACCAUAUCCGCCCGGGUAAUUUCCAGGUUCUGCUGACCACUUUCGAGUACGUUAUCAAGGACCGUCCCCAACUUUCCAAAAUCAAAUGGCUGCACCUUAUUAUUGAUGAAGGUCAUCGUAUGAAGAACACAAAUUCCAAGUUGACGCUUACGUUGACCACUUACUACUCGAUGAGGUACCGUCUGAUUUUGACUGGUACACCAUUGCAGAACAACUUGCCUGAACUUUGGGCUUUGCUUAACUUCGUUCUGCCGAAGAUCUUCAACUCUGUUAAGAGUUUCGAUGAGUGGUUCAACGCACCAUUCGCGAACACCGGUGGGCAGGACACUAUGCAGCUCAGCGAAGAAGAGACUCUUUUGAUCAUUCGUCGUUUGCAUAAGGUUCUUCGUCCAUUCUUGUUGAGACGUUUGAAGAAGGAUGUCGAAUCCGAGUUGCCGGAUAAGGUUGAAAAGGUGGUGAAGUGUCGUAUGUCUGGUUUGCAAUUGAAGUUGUACGAGCAGCUGAAGAAGGGUGGCAUUAUGUACGUGAACGGAGAGAAGGGCAAGGGAAUGAAGGGUUUGCAGAAUAUCAUGAUGCAGCUCAGGAAGGUGUGUAAUCACCCCUUCGUCUUUGACGAGGUUGAGGAAGCAAUUUCUCCGGUCAGAGAUGUUACGACAGACUUGUUAUGGCGUGUCUCGGGCAAGUUCGAAUUGUUGGAUCGUAUUUUGCCGAAGUUGAAGAGAACCGGGCAUCGCGUCCUCAUGUUCUUCCAGAUGACUACGGUCAUGACAAUCAUGGAAGACUUCCUCAAUCACCGUGGGAUGAAGUAUAUGCGUCUUGAUGGUUCCAGUAAGGCCGAUGACCGUCAGACCAUGUUGACGGAAUUCAACGCGCCCAACUCCGACUGCUUUAUCUUCAUUCUUUCUACGCGUGCUGGUGGUCUAGGGUUGAACUUGCAGACCGCUGACACUGUCGUCAUCUUCGACUCUGACUGGAAUCCUCACCAGGAUUUGCAGGCUCAGGAUCGUGCUCAUCGUAUCGGCCAAAAGAAGGAAGUCCGUAUUUUCCGUCUUAUUACCCAGAACUCCGUCGAAGAGGCUAUUUUAGCUCGUGCGCAGUACAAGCUUGAACUCGACGGUAAGGUCAUUCAGGCUGGUAAGUUCGACAACAAAUCUACUGCGGAAGAACAGGAAGCCUACCUCAGGAAGAUUUUUGAGCAGGAUCAGAAUGAGGUUGAUGAAGACGCGGACAUGUUCGAUGACGACGUGCUCAAUGAGAUUGUCGCUCGUAAUGACAACGAGCUGCAAAUCUUCAAAGAGAUGGAUGAGGAACGGAAGAUGCGCGAACCUUACGGUGAGGACAAGGAACUGGGUCGUCUGAUGGCGGUCGAAGAAUUGCCGGAGGAAUAUCAACAAGACUAUGUUGUUAUGGAGGCUGACGGCAAGCUUGCUACGGGUCGCGGAGCUCGAGAGCGUCAAGCAGUCUUCUACGAUGACGGAUUGACCGAAGAGCAGUGGCUUGACGCUAUGGACAAUGAGAACAUUGACGUUGACAAUGUUAUCCGUCAGAAGCGCGAACGUAAGGCUGCUCGUGACGCUACCAAACUGCAGAAACCCACCGAAACAUCUCCGGCCCCCAGUCUUCCCGAGUCUGAAGCCCCGAAGAAGAGUACCAAGAAGGGCAAAAAGGCAGGCGCCAAUAAGCGAUCUCGAGAAGAUGCCGAGGAGGAGGGUUCGCCCGAAAGAAAGCGAGGUCGUCAAGGCGAUAUGCUUUCGAAGGAAGAGCGCGCUUCUAUGCGUAAGACUCUGCAAGGCGCUUACGAUGCAGUCAUCAGCUUGCAGGAUGAAGGAUACGACCUGGCCGAAGUCUUCCUCGUGAAGCCUAACAAGAAGCAAUAUCCUGAUUACUAUCAGAUAAUCAAGGAGCCCAUUGCUUUGGAUAUGAUUCAGAAGCGUAUCAAGGGUACGGCCUACAACAGCUUGGACGACUUUGUGACAGAUGUGCAGUUGAUGUUCAGGAACGCGAGAACAUACAACGAGGACGGGUCCUUCGUCUACACCGCAGCAAACAAGCUUGAGGAUGCGUUCGAGGAAAAGCUCCAGGAGCUAGCUCCUGAUUAUGAGUACAAUCCAAAUGAUGAUUAUGCCGACAGCGGUGACGAUAUGGCUGCCUGAGAUACGAAAAUGAUAUUCGAGUAAUUAGAGGCAGUGUUCACACGGAGUUUUGGCGUC
Messenger RNA from Saitoella complicata NRRL Y-17804, 4092 nucleotides. RefSeq lists its product as uncharacterized. Bases 1 to 4035 code for a protein of 1344 amino acids. Gene Ontology annotation, biological process: positive regulation of transcription by RNA polymerase II. The transcript is spliced from 3 exons. Gene Ontology annotation, molecular function: ATP binding; ATP-dependent chromatin remodeler activity; DNA binding. Gene Ontology annotation, cellular component: nucleus. NCBI's taxonomy places the organism in Eukaryota, Fungi, Ascomycota, Saitoellomycetes, Saitoellales, Saitoellaceae. The record is from RefSeq and is a predicted model, not a curated record.